Messenger RNA from Cuculus canorus (common cuckoo), 3271 nucleotides. RefSeq lists its product as uncharacterized. Lineage: Eukaryota; Metazoa; Chordata; Aves; Cuculiformes; Cuculidae. The record is from RefSeq and is a predicted model, not a curated record. The transcript has 5 exons. The coding region runs from base 1609 to 2682 and encodes 357 amino acids.
ACCUCAGCUUCCCCCCAGGCUGCCCCAGUGAUGGACAACCUGGUGCCCCCCAGGUGGGGCAGCUGAGGCACUGGGGUUGUCCACUGAUUGCUCACUAAUUACAAAGCACCGCAGGUGCUGAUGUCAAACAAACAACAACAAAAGAGGUAAUAAAAGGGAAAAGCAAAGGGAAUCGCCUUCCUUUGGUCCUGGUGGUGCCCGGGUGGGGCUGCUGGGAGCGGUGUCUUCUCUCAGGUGAAAGGAGAAGAGGAAAUGGCCUCAAGAUGUACCGGAGGAGCUUUAAAAUCACGGAUAGGUUUGGGUUGGAAGGGACUUCAAAGCCCAUCCAGUUCUGAUCUCUGCCAGGGACAGGGACACCUGUCCCCGGAUCAGGGCCUCCAAACCACAUCCAACGUGGCCGUGAACAUCUCCAGGUGAUGGGGCAACCACCCCUUCCCCGGGCAACCAAGACCACAGCGCCACCAGGGAGUAAUUCCUUCCUAAGAUCCCAUCUCCAUCUCCCUUCUUUCAGCUCCAACCCAUUCCUCCUCGUCCCAUCCCUGCACUCCCCAAUCCAGAGCCUCUCCUCAGCUUUCUCAGAGCUUCUUUCUGGACCGGAAGCUCCUCUAAGGUCUCCCCGGAGCUUCUCCAGGUUGAACCACACCAACACUUUCAGCGUGUCCUCAUACGGGAGGUGCUCCAGCCCUUGGAUCAUCUCCAUGGUCUCCUCUGGACUUUCUCCAACGUCCUCGUGUCCUUCCUGUCCUGAGGACUCCAGAGGUGGAUGUGGGCCUCCAGGAAGAGAGGGAGGAAGGAUGGUGGCCUCUGGGUAGAGGGGGAGGAAGGAAGGAUGGAAGGAAGGUGGUCUCCAGGCAGAGAGAGAGGGAGGAAGGAAGGAAGGAAGGUGGUCUCCAAGCAGAGGGGAGGAAGGAAAGAAGGAAGGAAGGUGGUCUCCGAGCAGAGGUGGAGGGAAGGUCCUCCAGGACCUCAAUUGCCUUUUGGCUACGGCCAAACCGCACAAAUUCAGAGAUGAAAAGCGAGCGCGAGGCAAAGCCCCUCGUGAUAAGGUCUCCAGAAGCCUUUGAUUACCACAGGCUGAGGAGCGAUCCUUCCCAGCUGCCGAGCUUCCCUCCGAGAUACGGAGCCCGCCUUUGCCUCGGAGCCAUAGGAGCAUGGAAGGGGUUGGGUUGGGAUCUCAAAGCCCAUCCAGUCCCACCACCCGCCAGGGACACCUCCGCCUCCCUUCUCAGGGCAACCUCCGUCUCCCCAUCCUCACAGGAACAAAUUCCUCCCUAAGAGCUCCUCUCGGUCUCCUCUCCCUGAGUUCAAAGCCAUUACUCCCUGUCCUAUCCCACCAGGCGUUGUCCCAGCUUUCCUGGAGGUCCUUUCCAUACUGGAAGCUGCUCUACGGUCUCCGCGGAGCCUUUUCUUCUCCAGGCUGGACAACCUCAACUCUCAGCCUGGUCUCAUAUGGGAGGUUCUCCAGCCCUCGGAUCAUCUCCGUGGCUUCCUCUGGGUUCCUCCAGCAGCUCCACGUCCUUCCUGUGCUGAGGGCUCCACAAGUGGACGCAGGUGGGGUCUCACAAGAGUGGACCAGAGGGUCAGAAUCCCUCUUAGACGCAGCCCGGGAUGUGGUUGGUUGGAGCGCACGUUGGAGCUCAGGUGGAGCUUCUCCACCCACACCUCGAGUCUUUCUCCUCGGGGCUCCUCCCAAUCGCCAAAAUACCACAUUUCAUCUUGGAUUUAAAUCAACUUUCAAGCUCUGAAGAGUCGAUGCUGUCCCGCAGCCUCUUCGUGGAGCACCGGGGCCGCGUUGUGGACUGGAGAACGUCUUCUCCUCGGGUGGGGACUGUCCCUUUGUGCGGUGUCAUCCCCAUCGCGGUUGGUUACCACGUCAACCUUCGAAUGAUCCUUUCUCCCCUUGAAAGGAGAGGAGGGGAAGUGCACAAAGUCCAUCGAUCCCCACUCUUCCGUCGCAAGGAGUCUCCUUCUUCCUGGAGAUACUCAGAGAUUGAUGAAGGGUUGCGUCGAUACCCAACGUUUCACCUCUGGUUCUUUGUCGUUGUCACCAGAAGGGAAAGCAAAGUCGCGUAUUCCAGCGUCACCACCCCAAGGACAAAUCCAGGGUGGGUGGAGAAUGGAUUUGGAGCCGCCCUGAGGAGAAGGACUCGAGGAGGAGAUAGAGGAGAAACUCCACAGGAGGCGACAACGUUUGCUUCCGAACCGAAAGCCAAACUGUCCUGGGCUGCGCCUCUGAGGAUGGAGCAUCCACGACUUCUUGGGGCUGUAGAAGCUUCUGGAAGCUGUGGAAUGACAAUGGAGAGGGUGGGAAUGGCUGCGGCAGUGGAGAAGCUUCUAAAGUGGGCAGAGACACCACGGCAUUGCCCACCGGACGGCCCCUUCCCUGGGGAAGAUGGCUGGAAGAACCUUUCCGCUCAUCUUCUCCCUGCACUCCGUGAUCCCUCCGCAGCUUCCCCGGAGUCCCUUUCCAUACUGGAAGCUGCUUUAAGGUCUCCAUGGAGCCUUCUCCUCUCCAGGGUGAGCAGCCCCAACUCUCCCAGCCUGUCCUCUUAUGGGUUCUCCAGCCCUCAGAUCAUCUCCGUGGCCUCCUCUGGACUCCCUCCAACAUCUCCGUAUCCUCCCUGUCCUGAGGACUCAAGGACGCGGCUCUUCAGCCAAACUCUCCCUUCUGAGCAAACGUGAAGUCACCACCGCGAAGGACAGCUCUUGGCAUGGAGGUGGCACCAUCUGCUCCGCUUCCGAGGAGCCUUUGCUGAAUGAACAAAGAGCGGCAGCGCAGGAAUUCGCCGCCUCGGCCGCGGUGAGGAACGGCGCCGGCGUGGCGGGAGGUCCCACGGCGACAGCCGACGCCGAGCGACGGCCAACGAUGGUGGGGGAUGGACUUGGCAGAGCCUACGCCGUAUCCGGGCUGCGCCGCUUCACUCCUCGUAUCUGCUGAGCUCCUGCUGGGUUUAUGCCACUCCAGAAGACCGUUUCUGGGCCGAUCGAGUGAGUUCACUUUGGGUUCUUUGCAUUCCGAUCAUCCGUAUGGGGAUUUCCUCCCCGUACGAAGCUCCGCGCCGGAUCACAACCUGGAAUCCUCCCUUGGAGCCUUCCCAAUGGCAUCAAGGACACCUUCACCCCUCAGCCUCUCCUCCCUUUGCUCUGCACAAUCAGACCUUCCUCUCUUUCGCCCCACGCUUCGGAAGUUAACGAGGACUUCCGGACUUUCCUUCUCCGCGCGGUUUUGCUUUCCUUUCUUUUUUCCCACCUGGAUGCAUCUUCCACUCUG